AUGCUGAAAAACAGUGAGCGGAGGCGCUCCUGGAGCUACAGGCCCUGGACUAGCACGGAGGGCACCGAGGCUCCGGAUGCAGGGAACAGCCAACACCACCGCGGCAGCGUCUGCUCCCUGGCGGCCCGGUCCGGCUCCCAGGCCAGCAUCCCGACGUGGACGGAGGGCAACUACAACUACUAUAUCGAGGAGGACGAGGAUGGGGAGGAGGAGGAAGAGGAGGAGGAGGAGCAGCAGUGGAGAGACGAACUGGCCCACUUGGCCGACCUGGACCUGGCCCACUUGGCCGACCUGGCCGAGGAAGACCAGCAGCCCGAGGAGGCCACCGCCACCGCCACCACCACCACCACGGCCCAGCCAGAAAGCGGCGACAGCAGCGAGGGCUGCACACUGCUGCUCCUGAACGUGGGCGGCCAGAGCUACCGCCUGGCCUGCGCGCAGCUGGCCUGCUACCCCAAGACGCGCCUGGGCCGCCUGGCCGCCUGCCCGGGCCCGCGCGGCCGCCAGCUGGGCCUGUGCGACGACUACGAGGCCGCCACGGGCGAGCACUUCUUUGACCGCGACCCGGCCGUCUUCCAGCUGGUGUACACCUUCCACCUGCGCGGCGUGCUGCUGGUGUGCGACGCGCUGUGCCCGCGCGGCUUCCUGGAGGAGCUGGGCUACUGGGGCGUGCGGCUCCGGCACACGCCGCGCUGCUGCCGCAUCUGCUUCGAGGAGCGGCGCGACGAGCUGCGCGAGCAGCUGAAGGUGCAGCGCGAGCUGCGGGCACAGGCGCGGGCGGAGGAGGCCGCGCGGCUGUUCCGCGACGCGCGCUGCUGCGGCCCGCAGCGCCAGCGCCUGUGGGACCUCAUGGAGAAGCCCUUCUCGUCCGCCGCCGCCAAGGCCGUCGGCGUGGCCUCCAGCCUCUUCGUGCUCGUGUCCAUCGUGGCGCUGGCGCUCAACACGGUGGAGGAGAUGCACCACCAGCAGCACCCCCGGCGGCGGCGGGGGGCCGGGGCCGGGGCUGAGGGCGGCGGCCGCUGGGCGGCCCUGGAGCACGUGGAGGCGCUGUGCAUCGCCUUCUUCACGCUCGAGUUCCUGCUGCGCCUCGCCUCCACGCCCGACCUGCGCAGCUUCGCGCGCAGCGCCCUCAACCUGGUGGACCUGGUGGCCAUCCUGCCGCUCUACCUGCAGCUGCUGCUCGAGCGCUUCGCCGGCGACGAGGAGGACCCGCGGCGGCGCGGCAAGGUGGGCGCCUCCGCGCGGGAGCACGACCUGGAGACGGUGGGCAGGGUGGGCCAGGUGCUGCGCGUCAUGCGCCUCAUGCGCGUCUUCCGCAUCCUCAAGCUGGCGCGCCACUCCACCGGCCUGCGCGCCUUCGGCUUCACCCUGCGCCAGUGCUACCAGCAGGUGGGCUGCCUGCUGCUCUUCAUCGCCAUGGGCAUCUUCUCCUUCUCCGCCGCCGUCUACUCCGUGGAGCACGACGUGCCCGGCACCAACUUCACCAGCAUCCCGCACGCCUGGUGGUGGGCCGCGGUGAGCAUCUCCACAGUGGGCUACGGAGACAUGUACCCAGAGACCCACCUGGGCAGGCUCUUUGCCUUCCUCUGCAUCGCUUUUGGGAUUAUCCUCAAUGGGAUGCCGAUCUCCAUCCUCUACAACAAAUUCUCCGAUUACUACAGCAAGCUCAAGGCUUAUGAGUACACUGCCAUGCGACGGGAAAGGGGAAAGGUGGACUUCGUGCAGCGAGCCAGGAAAAAGAUGGCUGAGUGCUUGGCUAAAAGCAACCCACAGCCCACCCCACAGCAAGAGAAUUAA
Pipistrellus nathusii (Nathusius's pipistrelle) is the source of this 1797-nucleotide messenger RNA. NCBI's taxonomy places the organism in Eukaryota, Metazoa, Chordata, Mammalia, Chiroptera, Vespertilionidae. The record is from the annotation of a GenBank genome assembly.